GCGAAGAUUUUAUUGCCGGCAGAGAGCCCGCGGUCAUGAGCAUCUUCGUACUGUAUACUGCAGUACUGAUGCAGCGUUGUUUGCACCAUCACAUGAUGCCGCACGUCUGCCGCUUUCUGUGUCAAGAUCAACGCCGAAAUAACAACCGGAUCCAUCACAUAAACACUGUUGUGACAAGCUGCAUUUAGCUGAUACGUUAAUAUAUAAGUGCUGCGUUUCCUGGAUCGGGAAUGUGGACAACAAUCUACGGUUCCUUGUUCUCCACGCUUCUCUUGCUAUUCCAUCCAGGUGGCGCUCGGGCACAAAAUGAGACAGCGGCAGCAACGGAGAAUUUUCCCCUCCCGACCCAGCUCAACGCCACCGCCAAUGUGACGCUCCCGACGGAGCACAGCGCGCCGGUCAUCGCGGUCGAUGGCACCGUGCAAAACGUGCAGAACGCCUCCAUUCCCGAUGUCGUCAUUAUGACGCGGUCGACCCUGUUGGGAAGCGUAGCGCAGUGGCUGCAAGCCGUGAUGACGGUGGUGUGCGGCGGGGAGUCUGCCCCGGCGGUGGCCUUCUUCCACUGCAUCAACCACGCCCCCUCCAUCCCGGCGCUGUGGGCGGCCAUGGGGCUCAACAGCACCUCCAUCCAGGUGCAGACCAUCCAGACCACGCAGAUCUCGGGACAGAACGCCUCGGUGGACGCUAAUUCCCUGCUGACCCUCCUCAGCAGCAACGUCACGCAGCUCAACGACCUCCUGCAGCAGAUCACCGCCCAUCUCGGAGAUUUCUGCCUCAACGUCCCGCCGCUGAUGCAGUGCGUUAGACCGUUCUUGCAGGCAUGUAUUACCAGCACCGGAUUGCGGGUGGACCAGUUCGCGCGGAAUGGGCUAAUGAACGGAAAGGUGCCGGCGCCGGAAGUGGUCAAUAAGGAAAUCGCUAGUGUUACCAAUGAAACGGUGGUUGCAAACACUGGUAGCAUGAAUGUUACCGAAGUAAGUGCCGGUAAUGCUAACGUUACCGAAGCAAGUACCGUUACUGCCAACGUUACCGAGGUAACCACCGGUAACACCACCGUUACUGAGGUAACCGCCGCUAACGCCAACGUUACCGAAGCCCCACAGCUGCAGAAUGCCACCGCUGUCCAAGCCAACGUUGCAGUGAACAGCAGCGCCCAGGAAAUAGCCGGUAACAGCAACGCGACGAUCAAUGCCGAUCCGGUGUUCAACCAGAUCAAUGUAACCGAAACGAAUAUCACCGGUCAAGCUCGAGAAUUGGAUGUGGAAACUAUUAAGCUGAUUCAGGCUCAAGCGGCCGCGCCGGUUUCGAAAGUGUGGUUCAACGCCAAUUUCCCGCUGUCUCAUUCGGCCGACGACGUCGCCCAGUUCGUGCAGGCCUCAUUGGAGCACCUGUGCCAGAACCAAUCGGAGAAACUGACCACGGUUGUGUCCAACGUGGCGUGUAUCUUCAACGCCAUCAGCAUGCCGUCAUGCAGCAACGAGAUCCUCGAUUUGAAUCAAGCGCAGGCCAGCCAGGAAAACGUCUGCAAAGCGGCGAUGGAGUACGGAUCGUGCUACCUGUCUUCCAUCAACAGCGUCUGCAACAAUCCCGCCCUGACCGGCAUCUUCACCGACCUGGGCGUGGCCUACUUUGGCGCCACCGAAUGCGCCAAAAAUCACACCACCCACUAAGUGACGAUUGUUUUCCCCAGUUUCUCACCAGAACAGCAACAAAUGCUCUCCUAACAAGAGUUUGGCGAACUGUGCUGACACCCGCCAUUUCCGGUUUCCAGGAAUUUUUGUACGCAUUUGUAUGAACGUUUUUGCUGGUUGGCUUUUUAGCUGUUUAAUGUUUUUUUUAUGACGGCCACCACUUCGUUUGUUGAUAUCUUUAACCGGUGAUACAUUACACUCGUUGUUCCGUUGAAUUAGUUGUUGUUAAAAUAAAGUAAAUUAUAUACUACAUGUUUCUUAAUUACUGUUUUUUUUAAAUUUUAUUUAUGUAUAUUGUAUAAUUGCAUUAUAAGAUAAUAUUAUACUGGUAUUAAAUUUUAG
Messenger RNA from Paramacrobiotus metropolitanus, 2033 nucleotides. RefSeq lists its product as uncharacterized. The coding region runs from base 231 to 1670 and encodes 479 amino acids. The transcript is spliced from 7 exons. Lineage: Eukaryota; Metazoa; Tardigrada; Eutardigrada; Parachela; Macrobiotidae. The record is from RefSeq and is a predicted model, not a curated record.